AAAAAAUGAAAGUUACAAUAAUUUUUGGUUUAAUUUUGUUUGUUUUACUUAUAUUUGGUGGCCAAGGUGCUUUAAUUGAUAAAUUAAAUGGCAAACCAAAACAACAAGCUCCAGUUAUUUAUGAAAGAAAUGACCAAGCAUUUAAAGCGCAUCAAUUGGGAAAUAAUAAUUAUAAACAAACGGAAGGAUUUAAAGAAUUUAAAUAUGGAAAUGCUUAUAAAACACAACAAGGAUUCAAAGAUUAUCAAAUGAAAAAACAUGGAGAUUAUGAACAAGUAAUUAAACCGACACGAAAACCAUACAAUGGUGGUGAUGCAACCAUAAAAUUACGUUUGGAUAAGCGUUAUACUAGCAACGAUAAUCCUAAUGCCCUCAUAGACUAUAGGGUGCCAUUAACUAAAGGUAUAGGUGUAUUUAAAGUUGAGUUGGAUAUACAUAUUAGGAAACUGGUUAAAAACAAUAAAGUAUUUAUACGCGAACUGUAUUUAAAGGGUCAAAAUCUAAAUCAUCGAAUACCUAAAAUAAAAACGGAUAAAAAAAACUGGUAAAUUAAUUGGAACGACCUUAUAUGAUGAAGGUAUCGAUGAUGGCGAUAUUCUUGACGUUAUUUUAUUUAAAAACCCUUAAAAACUUGUAUAUAAGUUAAAAAACCUAACCUAACCUAACC
This is a messenger RNA of Oppia nitens, 667 nucleotides long. RefSeq lists its product as uncharacterized. The record is from RefSeq and is a predicted model, not a curated record. Lineage: Eukaryota; Metazoa; Arthropoda; Arachnida; Sarcoptiformes; Oppiidae. The transcript has 4 exons. Bases 6 to 548 code for a protein of 180 amino acids.